Messenger RNA from Dipodomys ordii (Ord's kangaroo rat), 731 nucleotides. It is a transcript of the gene Samd12, whose product is annotated as sterile alpha motif domain containing 12. Bases 63 to 731 code for a protein of 222 amino acids. Lineage: Eukaryota; Metazoa; Chordata; Mammalia; Rodentia; Heteromyidae. The record is from RefSeq and is a predicted model, not a curated record. Gene Ontology annotation, biological process: cell surface receptor protein tyrosine kinase signaling pathway. Gene Ontology annotation, cellular component: cytoplasmic side of plasma membrane. The transcript is spliced from 5 exons. Gene Ontology annotation, molecular function: protein binding.
GCGGGGCAGGCGGAGUACCUCGGCCAAGAAAAUUAUGCAUGCGUUAGGGAAGCUCUGAGAGAAUGGCUGUGGAAGCUCUCCAUUGUGGUUUAAAUCCACGGGGUAUUGAUCACCCUGCCCACGCUGAUGGUAUUAAAUUGCAAAUUGAUGGUGAAAGUGUGGAAUCUCAAUCCAUUAAAAACAAAAGUUUCCAGAAGGUGCCUGACCAAAAAGGAACCCCCAAGAGACUUCAGGGAGAAGUUGAGACAACUAAGUCAGCUACGGUGAAGCUGUCAAAGCCAGUGGCUCUGUGGACCCAGCAGGAUGUCUGCAAAUGGUUGAAGAAACAUUGUCCAAAUCAGUAUCAGAUCUACAGCGAGUCAUUCAAACAACAUGACAUAACGGGACGAGCCCUGUUGAGACUCACAGACAAGAAGCUGGAGCGCAUGGGGCUUGCCCAGGAGAACCUCAGACAGCACAUCCUACAACAGGUGCUCCAGCUGAAGGUGCGAGAAGAGGUCAGAAACCUGCAGUUACUCACACAAGGUACCCUGCUGCCUUCCAGCGGGUGGGGGGAGAGCCAAGGGGAAGACAAAGAGCCUGUCACAGUGACACGUGGGAGGUUGGGGGACUUAGUCACUAUUUGCUUGCAAGAUCCCUUUAGUUGUUCAGUGUACAGUCUGCAAAACUGUACCGUGCAGCUGUGUUGUCUUCAUCUAACCACACAUGCUGAGGGUGUCUUUGGAAUUUGA